Molecule: messenger RNA, 733 nt
Organism: Ictalurus punctatus (channel catfish)
Lineage: Eukaryota; Metazoa; Chordata; Actinopteri; Siluriformes; Ictaluridae
Product: Golgi-associated plant pathogenesis-related protein 1
Exons: 6
Coding region: 59-511 (150 amino acids)
Cellular component (GO): extracellular region
Source: RefSeq, a predicted model, not a curated record
GAUAACUGCAACCUCCGAGAGGCAAGGAGAAAAGACACGCAUCACAUCCUUAGCAGCAAUGGCAGAUGCAAACCUUGAGGCAAAGUUCCUUGCCAAACAUAAUGAGUACAGAAAGAAACAUGGAGCCCCUGCUUUGACCAUAAGUCAAGACUUAUGUAGUUCUGCACAGGCUUGGGCUGAUCAGUUACUGUCCACUAAAGCCUUGCAGCACAGUGACACCGACAACGGCGAGAAUCUCUAUUAUUUCCAGAGUUCUGCUCCAAAGAAACUUACAGGAGAGGAGCCUGUGGACAGCUGGUACAGCGAGAUUAAAGACUAUGAUUUCAGUAAACCUGGAUUUCUGUCCAACACAGGACACUUCACCCAGGUUGUUUGGAAAUCAACCAAAGAAGUUGGAGUGGGCUUAGCCACUGAUGGAAACACUGUCUUUGUGGUUGGUCAGUACAAACCUGCAGGAAACAUAGCCAAUCCAGGAUUCUUUCAGGACAAUGUUUUGCCUGCAGGGAAUUGAGACAUCAGCUGGUGAAACAUCUAAGAGAUAUGGAUGUCUACUAAAGCACAAUAUAUUUCAGAGAAGCUUUUGAAAUUCUGUACAAUAAAAUAACUUUUGAUUUUUCAAAGCAUCAUAUAAUAAUAAUUUGUAAUUGUGGCAUAACUAACGUGUUAUUUGACAAAUAAACUCUUGUUUAUAAAUUGUAAUCAGAUGAAUAAAAUGAAGCACACUGCUUGUUUA